GGAUUCUAUUUUUAAAAAUUAGGACUAUUACUGUCAUAAUUUUAGCAAUAACGUGGUGGCUAUCGAAAAAUGAUACCUAACUUAUAGUACUUUAAGUCAUCCUUUUCGAGUUUAAAGGAUCAAUGUUAUAAAAUAUGGAAAACUUAACCGUCCUCUUAAUUUUCGUGAGUAUACGAAUAGCUUCAGUAUUUUUAACACAAACGUAUUUCGUACCUGAUGAGUAUUGGCAAUCUAUCGAGGUAGCACAUAAAAUAGUAUUUGACUAUGGAUAUUUAACAUGGGAAUGGAUUAAUGGUAUCCGAAGCUACAUACAUCCCUUAAUCUUUGCUGUUUUGUACAAAUGUCUUGAAUUAACUGGAUUAGAUAAUCCACAUGCACUGAUUUAUGGUCCAAAAAUAUUACAAGCAUUGCUUAGUGCAUAUUCGGAUUUAUGUUUUUAUAAAUGGUCUGGAAGUAAAAAGUGGUCAGUAUUUAUAAUAUCCAGCUCUUGGUUUUGGUUUUACACAGGAUCUCGUACCUUGAUAAAUAGUUUUGAAUGUGCCUUAUCCACUAUAGCCUUAAAUCAGUUUCCAUGGCCUGGAAAAGGGAAAGAUGACAAUAACAAAUUUAUAGCUCUAAUAGCAAUUUUGUUUGCCAUUCGUCCAACUGGUAUAAUAUUAUGGAUACCACUCUGUUUAUACCAUCUGACUAUUAUAAAAACUGGUAUUAUGAAAACGGUUUUUCUAAGAUAUAUGCCUAUUGGUCUUCUUGUGUUAACAAUUUCAACACUCCUAGAUAGUUGGAUGCAUGGUUCAUUCCUAGUAACUGGUUAUGAAUUUGUCAAAUAUAAUUUCUAUUAUAACAUAGGUGAGUUUUAUGGAUCUCAUCCAUGGCAUUGGUAUUUAUCCUCGGGAAUACCAGCAAUCUUUGGUAUUAAUUUAAUACCAUUUGUUAUUGCCACCAUAGUUGUUCUUAAAAACAGACAGGUUUAUCCUAAUGAGUUAAUAUUGUUGGGAACUGUGGUAUUUACUGUAAUAGUUUAUAGUUGUUUGCCACAUAAGGAAUUUAGGUUUCUCUUGCCAUUAUUACCCAUUGUAUUUUAUAUAUCUUCAAGAUUUUUAUCUAGUUGGAGCAGAAAAGCUAAUACAAUACUCUUAUGGGCGGUUGCAAUCAUAAUAUUUACUGGUAAUUUGGGACCAACCUGGUACUUUAGCUUUGCCCAUCAAAGGGGAACUUUGGAUGUGAUGGAUCCCUUAAGAGAAAUUGCUUCUAAUGAUACCAGUAACAAACAUUUUCUAUUUUUAAUGCCAUGCCAUUCUACACCAUAUUACAGUCAUUUGCACGUUAACGUUUCCAGUAGAUUUUUAACGUGCGAACCAAACUUUAACAAAUCCAAUACACAUUAUAUUGAUGAGGCUGACACAUUUUAUAAUAACCCCAAUGUUUGGCUAAGACAACAUUAUCCACCAAACGGAACAUUACCCAGUCAUAUUAUAAUGUUUGAUUCAUUGGCAGCUGGUGUUUCAGAUAUUUUAAGCAGGUACAAAUUAACCCAUCAAAUAUUUCAUACGAGUUUUCCAACUUCCAGAAUUGGGCGUUUUGUGUUAAUCCAUGAACUCCUUAGCAAAAUUUAGUUAUAUAAACAAAAAAAUGGCCUUAAAUUGCUCAAUUAAGUGUUCAAUUAGGUAAUAAGUAAGUAAGUCAAUUAUUAAAAUUAUAAUUGUUUUUAGCAAUAAUUUUAUAUCACUAGCAAGAACUGCCGUUUUUUAUUUUUCAAUUAUGUUAGUAGUUAUAGUACAAAAAUAUACAUUGAAAAUUUAAAAUAAUUUAACUAGUCAAAAUCUACCAAUUUAUUAAAAUUGUUUCGCAUUUGUAGAUAUAUUUGUUACUACAAGGUGGCGCAAAAGUUGUCACCCGAUGUUCUUUGGCUGUAAUUUUUUUUAUGAAUGAAAAACUUUGGAUCUGCUUUUGGAUUAUGUUUAUUUGAUGUCUUAAAUUUUUUUUCAUUAGGUCGAGAAAAUUAUAUCGGUCAAGUGGCCGCCGCCAGAAUUGAUGACCAUACGGGCCCGAUUUAUGGCAUUUUCCAUCACUCUUGCCAGAACUUCCGGCGAUAGGUUCACGCAUUCUUGACGAAUAUUAUCUUUGAGGGCUUCAAGAGUCUGAGGCUUGUUUACAUAGACUCGUGACUUUAAAAAACCCCAUAAAAAGAAGUCUGGAACGGUUAAAUCGGGCGAACUGGCCGGCCAGUGGAAAUUGCCAAAACGAGAGAUUAGGCUACCCGGAAAUGCAGCCUGCAGAAUUUCGGUUGUGGCUCGGGCAGUAUGCGCCGUUGCUCCAUCCUGUUGAAACCACAUGUUCUCCAGUCCGAAUUCAUCCAAUUGAGGAAGGAGAAAGUCGUUUAGCAUGGCUCUGUAGCGCUCACCGUCCACAGUAGUCGCUUGGCUUGCGGCUUUUCAAAAAAAUAAGGCCCGAUGACGCCUCCAGCGUAAACAGCACACCAUGCAGUAACUUUGAGCGGGUGCAAUGGCUCUUCGUGGGUUAUACGCGGAUUUUCGGUGCCCCAGAAGCGAUAAUUUUGUUUAUUAACAUAUCCACAGAUAUGGAAAUGGGCCACGUCGCUCAUGAUGAUUUUGGAUGAAAAAUUGUCUUCGUCGUGGUCCGCAAAAAAAUCGCGUUCUUGAGGAGUAUAGCGAUCCAUGUCUAGUUGACGUGUAUUUUGUAUGUGUUGACUUCACAAAUGUCAAAACAGAAUUGAUAUUUGCUGCCAUUUGCAAAAAUUAUAGCAUCUUCCAAUAGGGUGAUGACUUUUGCGCCACCUUGUAUAUCUAUAUAGUAACAAAUACUUACCAAAUGUUUUUCAAACAGGUUGUUUUAUAAAAGUGUUAAUUUCUAGUAUUUAUAAAGAUAUUUAUGUAGCCAUUCAAUUUUGUUGGCAUAUUAAAAAUAGUCAUGUAUUAACUUAAUACUAUUAAGUAUUUUCACGCUAAAAAAUACAGUGGGGAUAUUUUUCAGCGGCGACUACAUACCUGGUGUAGGUACUUCCACAAAUCAAAUAUUCAAACUAUUCGAAUAGUUGGAAUGAUUAUUAAAAUGUUUAAAAAUUAAAUAAUUAAUUAUUUGAUGAAACAAUUUUUGUUACAAAUUUAUAAUCAAGGGAAUAGUUUAACUUAAGUUAAAGUUUCGAAUUAUUUAAACUUUUCAUAAUAAUUUGAUUUUUUUGAAACAAUGAAACUGUUGAACUGUUACAAUAGUUCAAAUAUUAAAAUAGUUCGAAUAUUCAAUUAAAAUUUUACACAUUUUAAGUAUCUGAAUCAUUUCUAAAAGCAGGGUAACUAUAUAAAAACGCAAUGCGUUUUAAAAAUGCAUAGCGAAGUUCAACUAUUACCCAACGCCAGUAAUUGGGCGACUGAAUAUCUGUCGUCACCGUGUGAAUUAUUCCCCCACUCUCAAGUGUAUACAUACAAAUUAAAAAUACCUAUAUGUAGUAAUAUAUCAUAUUUAAAAUUCUGUGAAAAAACUCUAUGUAAAUUAGUUGAUUCAUUUUUUCAUAAGUAACUAUUUAACCUCCAACUGCUAAUGUGCGGUUUAGGAUACCACAACCUUUUUAUUUGUGAAAUAACGAAAACUAAAACAAUUUAUUUUAUACCUAUCAUUAAUCAUAAAGAAACAGGUUUCUAUAAAUAUUCUGCAAAAAAAUUUUAGCCAAGGUAUGUAGAAGCCACUAAAAUGUGUUUAACAAAACUUCAGUUUGACAAAGAAUGCAUAAUUUUUUUGUGGAAACCAAGGUGGUAAAAAAAGAAAAAUGAGCAAAAUUCCAAAAUAAAUAUUUUAUUACGUUUGUGUUUUUCAAAAUUAUUUUAUAAUUUAAAAAAUCGGAUAAAUAUAUCCUAUAGGUUUUUAGACUCAUACAGUGUAAUUUACGAUUUUUUACGAAAUUGCUUAUGAGACCAAUAUAAAUUAAACAAUAAAUAGGAAUGGGCCAAGGCCUCUUACUGCAAUUAAGUACUGGGAAUACCUACGGUUAUUCUAAAUAUGCGGAUUCAAAAUCUUAUUUCUAGGAAAACAUACGGAAACUAUUAUUAUUUGAGAACUAACUGGUACGCUAUGCUAUAGCAUUAUAAUCUGCCUCAGAGACUGCAUGCUAUGAAUGUCAGUACAAUUAAGUAUCGUAGAUAAAAUAUAUCUGUGGUAUUAUAGACCUUAUAAUUUACAAGUAUAUACGAAAUUGCUUAUAAGACUAAUAUAAAUUAAAUACUAAAAUGGCAUAUUGUAGUUAAGUACUGGAAAUAAAUACAGUUAUUUUAAGUAAAUCUUAAAUAUGGUGAUUCAAUUCUUAAAAUAUGUUGUUAUUAGGGUUUAUACGGAAACUACUAUUAUUGGAGAAAAAUAGUACAAAUAGUAUAUCUGGUACGCUAUCGCUAACCUAAGGUCUCAGAGUCCGCUAUGAAUAAAAUGUUAGUAAAAGUCAAGGAUCUUAGGAUCGUGAUACCAUAAGACCUAUAAGUUUUUGUAGUCACACAGUGUAAUUUACAAGUAUAUACGAAGUUGAUUAUAAUACCCCUUGUGGAAAUUUUCUUCUGAGAAAGUUUUAAUAAGAGUUUUAAAGUCUUACUUUCUUUUAAAAAGUCUGAAUAAGACUUAUUAAGUCGGAAAGUCUGAAUAAGUCAGACUAAUAGCAAGAUUUGGGAGUCUUCUGGAAGAGUUAAUAAGACUUUUUAAUUUAAUUUAAUUAUUCAGAGAUGUUUGGACCAAAUAAUUUGGUUAUUGAAAAAUAAAGCACAAUAAAAAGUAUUUAUAAAUACUGUUUUUGUGUUGUUAUAAUGCCUAUAAAAACACGGAAGC
Molecule: messenger RNA, 4821 nt
Organism: Brassicogethes aeneus
Lineage: Eukaryota; Metazoa; Arthropoda; Insecta; Coleoptera; Nitidulidae
Source: the annotation of a GenBank genome assembly